GCCAUUUUACCGAUCAUAAGACUUUGAUCCCGACUGGUCAUAAUGAAAUAAUCGUCUGUAUCACUUGUAUUCCUGAUUAACUGAUUACAUGAGGCAUACGGAAUCUUUUGCACAGUGAACUGUGGAAGGAUGUUCAUACACUUGUAUGAAGAACUGUGAGUGAAUUGCAGGACAGCAAUGGGCAAACGGAAGGUGCCAGAUCUCUACAGAGCCCCUUUUCCCUUGUAUGCCAUAAAAGUUGACCCUAAAGCAGGGUUAGUGGUCUUAGCCGGAGGAGGAGGGUCUUCGAAUACUGGCAUCAAGAAUGGUGUGCACUUCCUGGAGCUACAGUUGGUUGGGGAAAACCAGUACAGUGCCAGCCUGCUUCAUUCACACGACACUGACACACGUGCCACCAUGAAUUUGGCAUUAGGCGAGAGUGUGAUUGCUGCAGGUCAAGAUGGAACAUGCUCUUUGAUGACAUUUGAAGACUGCACACAGAAAAGUGGAGGCAAGGCUGCUGCAAAUGAUGAAAACAAUGUGCAAAAAGGUAAUGCCAGGCAGCGAGGUGGGAAAAGAAACAAAGGUAAAGGUGGAAAGGAUGAUUCCGCUCUCUCUGGGUCUGAUACGAAGGAUGAGACGGCACACAUCUCUGUGACGGGACUGGCUGAACUGCAGUCAGAUCUCAACCCUUUGGACCCACUCCAAAAAGUGGUCAGAUUUAGUCAUGACCUGAGCCUACUCCUGACAGGAGGCACAGACGGACACAUCAGAGUCUGGGAGUUUCCAUCCCUGAAGAAAAGGCUUGACUUCAAAGCACAUGAAGGAGAGAUUGAAGACCUGGAUCUGAGCCCAGGAAACAAGCACCUGGUUACUGUUGGCAGGGACUUUUCUUGCAGUGUAUGGCACCACAACCAACAAGUUAUGGGUCUUAAAUGGCAUGAAACCAUGCCUCAGAUAGCUGAAAAAACAUAUCGGUAUAUGGCUUGCAGAUUUGGAAAGGUAGAAGACCAAAAAGAUGCACUGAGGCUUUACACAGUUCAGAUCCCUCAUAAACGAGACCGAAAACCUCCACCUUGUUACCUCACCAAGUGGGACGGCAAGAGCUUCCUACCCAUGUUGACAGCUCCCUGUGGGGCAGAGGUCAUCUCAAGCCUUGCUGUCAGUGACUCUGGAACAUUUCUUGGACUGGGAACUGUAACAGGAUCAGUAGCUAUCUACAUUGCUUUCUCCCUUCAGAGGCUGUAUUACGUGAAGGAGUCUCAUGGCAUUGUUGUGACAGACGUGGCUUUCCUUCCUGAUACAUUCAAAGGCCAAAAUAUCAUAGGAAACAAUGAAACAGCCAUGUUUAGCGUGGCUGUCGACAGUCGCUGUCAAAUACAUGCUGUCCACAACCGAAGAACAUUUCCCUUCUGGCUGGUGCUGUUCUUCUGUGGCCUUGUGGUGGUGGGAAUUGUGCUGCUCCUCCAGUAUCUCUUCCCAGGCUUUCUUUGAAUUUCGGCAUUCUAACAAAUUAUCCAUUGAGGUUGGACACAUCUUUUGCAGUCUUCAGUCCAUCCAACACAUCCAAACCCACCAUUGCGGCACCACUGACCUUAAACUGUUUUUAUGGUGCCCUAACAUGUUUCCCUAUGCACCUUACUCAGGGUUGUUCAUCUCAGAUGUUAGCACAACAUGGAUGACCAAAAUGGGAUUUUAAUUCUGUUGAUUUGUAUCAGUGAACACAUUUCUUGGGAAUUAUGUUGAAUGUUCAAAGUUUGGGAACCCCUUGAAAAAAUAUUUAAGGAUCAGUGUAACUGUAUGAAUGAUUGACAUAGACGGUGAUGUCUUGAGAUACAAGUGACCCGACAUCAUUCGGACAAUUUUUUGCCAUCACUUGGAAGCACGAGCGCUGUCUGGUGGCAAUGAACUCAGUCGAGCUUACGUCACACUCUGAAUUGUAGCUUGGUAAAUUGUGUGCAAUUCAUCCCAAAGGAGGCUUCAAGCUGUUAAAGCUCUGAGGAUAAAGAUGUUUAAAAUGUUCUUGAUAACUCUAGAACCCCUUUACAAACCACAUCUUGCAUUUCAAAGUGAUUAUAUAGCAGAUACACAGUAAACAGCAGUUAAAUCGAUGAAUGUGAUUCCGAUGGCGCCUUUUGCUUUUUGCAUCUAGCACCUUCCGGUCUUCGGCUCCAUCUGGUGCUGUGACGCUACACCAGCCAAACAGCCUGUUCAUUCGGCGUUGUGUGCUAUUGUUCCAUGCUGUUGUUCCCGUCCUUGUAUAUUUGUUGUCAUAUGAUUUAGGGAUUUCACGAUGGUUUAUUGCGUGGCAUUUGGUUGUACAAAUGGUUCAGGCGGUAGCAAGAGUUUCUUUUGGCUGUCCAAGUGAAACAAGAAUAAAUGGAUAGGAAAAGUCAAUUGACAGGGGAAGAAAAGUGCUCAGCUUUGGGUGCCUAGCAAGCAUUCCAAACUCUGUGCUGAUCACUUCGAACCGGCAUGUUUUUAGAAAGACUUGGCAGAAAGCAUUGGAUGCACGGAUGUAGUUAGGCGGAGGCUGAAACCAGCUGCGCGGUCGGUGCCAACUAUUUUUCCUACGGCCAUCGGGACCAGUGUGGCCACAGUUACCUUGAAAAAGUAACCUAGUUACUGUACGGAUUACUUGAUUGUAAAAGUAACUUAGUUACGUCACUGAUUAUUUGGUUUUAAAAGUAACUCAAUUCGAAAAAAGUAACAUUUUUGUUACAUUCAGCAGCAGCGGCCGACUACGCUGCAUGAACAUAAAAAUGACAAUCUUUUUUGGCAAUACUUUAUUGGAAAUGCAUUUUUAACACUAACGUUCAAUAAUCAUAUUUUUAUGAAAACUAAAAUGAUUUGACUUCCUUUACAUAAAUACUUUUUAAUAAAAAAAUAAACUAAAACAGUCUUUUCUUGAUUUAACUUAACAUAAAUAGGCUACUUGUUUUUAUGAAAAAUAAAGACGGUCUUUCUAGACUUCACUUAACAUAAAUAAAAUAGACUUUUGACUUCUUACAUAAAUACUUUUUUUAAAUUAAAAACAAACUAAAACAACCCCUGACUUAACAUAAAUAGGCGACUUGUUUGUAUGAAAAAUAAAGACAUAAAUAAUUAAAAUCAAAGGUACAUAAAUAAAACAUAAAAUAUAUACUUACAUGAUUGUUUUUAUAUGAAUGCAGAAUCUGAAAUGACUUCCUUUUCUGCAGAGCAGGUCUCGUCUGGCUUUUCCUCAAAAGUGCAAAGGUCCGUCUCACCUCGGGUGGUGGAUGAGGUGGGCACACUGGCAGGGCACUGUGCUGCAGGAGCAGUUAAUGCGGCGCUCUGCUAUCAGAAGCUCCUUUACUCGUUUCCCUGCUACCUUCGUCUCUCAGCCAUCAGAGUUUGAAUUUUGGACAACUGACAGUUGCGAGAAGGGCAAAACCAGUCUGGAUAGCCUGAAAUAUAUAAUUGAUAUGCCUACUAUUUAUUAUGUUAGUGAAUUACUUGCAAGCUAUGCCACGUGGGAUCAAUAUGAAGGAUUUCACGUUGUAUUUGUUUCAAUCUUAUUUUUGAAAAAAUAGUGAAUAUUAUGUUCUAUGUUCAUGAUUAAUGAUGCAAGACUUUUCAAGUACCUUAAAGAUGGAACAUACCUGCACUAUGGCAUCUGGAAGGCCAUCAGUCAUCCUGGAGAGGGCAUCUUCCACAGCGAGUGUCUUCUGCAUCAGAACUUCAAGUGCGGGUAAUAAAGUCCCAUCAGGAGAGUCACCUACAAUACUCGUGCAGGAACUGUUACUCUUUGUCUUUGAAGCACUUAACGCCCAGCUUGGUGCAGAGACUAUUAGCUCAUUAAUGGAUAUUUCUGCAAUUCUCCUUACAGCAUCAAAAAAAGCAAUUCCACCUUGUCAAUGUUGGUACCAGGAGCUUUCUUUUGCUGACUUCCUCCGCUGUUUCUGGUCCAAAGAGCUGUACAUUUUGCUAUGCUGCUCCUGCUCUCUGCACUGGUGGUCAAAUAUUUCCCCACAUCACUGGUGGAAAUAAUGUUUAUGGUGUGUGAAGCACACCUGUGGUGCGGGGGAAGCGACAGUUGGCCAUCACCUUCAUUUUCAGCUUGAGAGGAUUUCUGACAUCUCUCUGAAUAUGUGAUAUCAUCAUCAUCCGCCCGCGACUCCGUCUCAUCAUCGGACUCUGUGACAGGCUAUAACAACGCCUUGCCAAAGUGUGAUCCAUUAUCGGUCACUGUUGCAACUACUUUGUUGAGUAGUCCAUACGAUGAGUGAAUGUUUUCGAUUUCUGCACCAAUAACUUACGUGUCUACCGCUAAUUCUUGUCGAUUAUGGCACGAAACGAGGGUGAAUCAACCGUGUUUAAGGGCAGCAUUUCUUCUACCACAAACCGCCCAACCAACCUCUUCAACUCUUCCCCGCUUACUGUUUUUGUUGCACCGAAGUCCAGCAUUUGCUGUUUCAGAGGUGGACAUCCAGCAUUAGUAGCUGCGGUCAGCUGCUUCUUACAACCUGGUUGGAGUUUCAAUGUACUGUGCUGCGACUCCAAAUGUGUUUUUAAAUUAGACGUAGUGUUCUUAUAGCUUGACAAUACUUGGUUGCCAGGACAUAUUUUUAAUAUUGUCCUCUUUAACUGACAGAAACUCGACAUUGUGAUUAUGCAACCCCAAUUCCAACAAAGUUGGGAGGUUGUGUUAAACAUAAAUAAAAACAGAAUACAAUGAUUUGCAAAUGAUGUUCACGCUAUAUUUAAUUGAAUACACUACAAAGACAAGAUAUUUAAUGUUUGAACUGAUAAACUUGAUUGUUUUUAGCAAAUAAUCAUUAACUUUAUGGCUGCAACACGUUCCAAAAAAGCUGGGACAGGGUCAUGUUUACCACUGUUACAUCACCUUUUAACAACAUUCAAUAAACGUUUGGGAACUGAGGACACGAAUUGUUGAAGCUUUGUAGGUAGAAUUCUUUCCCAAUUCUUGCUUGACGUGCAUCUUCAGCUGUUCAACAGUCCGGGUCUCCGUUGUCGUAUUUUACGCUUCAUAAUGCGCCACACAUUUUCAAUGGGAGACGGGUCUGGACUGCAAGCAGGCCAGUCAAGUAUCAGCACUCUUUUACUACGAAGCCACGCUGUUGUAACACGUACAGAAUGUGGUUUUGCAUUGUCUUGUUGAAAUAAGCAGGGGCGUCCAUGAAAAAUACGUUGCUUGGAUGGCAGCAUAUGUUUCUCCAAAACCUCUUAUGUACCUUUCAGCAUUAAUGGUCCCUUCACAGAUGUGUUAGUUACCCAUGCCAUUGGCACUAACACAGCCCCAUACCAUCACAGAUAACACUCCGGAUGUUUUUUUCCUCUUUGGCCCGCAGGACACGACUUCCAGAAUUUCCAAAAACAAUUUGAAAUGUGGACUCGUCGGACCACAAAACACUUUUCCACUUUGCAUCAGCCCAUCUUAGAUGAGCUCUGGCCCAGAGAAGCCGGCGGCGUUUCUGGGUGUUGUUAAUAAAUGGCUUUUGCUUUGCAUAGUAGAGUUUCAAGUUGCACUUACGGAUGUAGCGCCGUACUGUAUUUACUGACAUUGCUUUUCGGAAGGUUUCCUGAGCCCAUGUGGUGAUAUCUUUUACACAUUGAAGUCGGUUUUUGAUGCAGUGCCGCCUGAGGGAUCGAAGGUCACAGGCAUUCAAUGUUGCUCUUCGGCCUUGCCGCUUAUAUGCAGUGAUUUCUCCAGAUUCUCUGAACCUUUUGGUGAUGAUAUGGACCGUAGAUGAUGAAAUCCCUAAAUUCCUUGCAAUUGUACCUUGAGGAACAUCGUCCUUAAACUGUUCAACUAUUCUCUCACGCACUUGUUCACAAAGAAGUGAACCUUGCCCCAUCUUUGCUUGUGAAUGACUUCAGGGAAGCUCCUUUUAUACCCAAUCAUGGCACCCACCUGUUCCCAAUUAGCCUGUUCACCUGUGGGAUGUUCCAAGCAGGUGUUUGAUGAGCAUUCCUCAACUUUCUCAGUCUUUUUUGGAACGCAUUACAGCCAUAAAAUUCUACGUUAAUGAUUAUUUGCUAAAAACAAUAAAGUUUACCAGUCUGAACAUUAAAUAGCUUGUCUUUGUAGUGUAUUCAAUGAAAUAUAGGUUGAACAUGAUUUGCCAAUCAUUGUAUUCUGUUUUUAUUUAUGUUUAACACGACGUCCCAACUUCAUUGGAAUUGGGGUUGUAGUUCCACCUUGUGUAUGCCAAACUCUCGCCCCCACCCUCCCAUUUUGUUUGCGCCUCUGGCUGUUUGGGUACACGUGAGUUGAUUAUGUGCCCAAUGUCAGAUGACAUCACUCUCCCAGAGGGCCACGUUUAUAAAUAUUUUGCCUUUUUUUCGAUAUUGUAAUUAUUUGUCGUGUGCAUUUUAGUUAGGAAUCGUUAAGAAUAUAGUGUGUUUCCUUUGUGUAAUUGGUCAUUACUAAAAGAGAGGCUAAAAUCGGUCUACACUUAUGACAUGCACCGUGACUGAAUCAAGUGUCUUGGUUAUUGACUUUCCUCAUAUUCCAUCACACUGUGGUUUGUCUGUAGACGUUUUAGUUGUAAUAGGAUGUGUUAAAAUCCAAAGCAUUUCGAAAUCUGAAUCUUUAAGCAAAAAAGUAACCUUUUUUGGCCAAAAAAAGUAACUGUCAUCUGACUACUCGUCUAAAAAGUAACGUGUCAACUUACUUAUGACGUCAUCGGGCCGCAUUUUUUGAGUAACGCGCCGGCAUCACUGAAUCGGGACCUCAAACACCAGCAAGAGAACUAAAUCUCGCAGCCGCCAAGGUGAAGCGGCGCAGACAAGAGGUGAGGAUUUCCUUGUAUAUACGUACGACUCCAUUAUGGUUGUUAUGCUCUGGGCAGUAGGAAAAAGGCCCACAGUACUUUUCAGUGCUGUCGUCUGUACUUUUGCCUAUAUUACAAGCCAACAGACACGGCAAAGACUUUGUGUGUUAUAAAGCUACUCGAGCGAGGAGUGCACAAUAUGCAGUGGGGGCAAAAAAAGUAUUUCGUCAGCCACCAGGUGUGCAAGUUCUCCCACUUUAAAAGAUGAGGGAGGCCUGUAAUUUUCAUCGUAGGUAAACCGCACGUAUGACAGACAACAUAGAGAAAAGAAAUCCAGAAUAUCACAUUGGCUGAUUUUUUUAAAGAAUUUAUUUGCAAAUUGUGGUGGAAAAUAAGUAUUUGGUCAAUAACAAAAGUUCAUCUCAACACUUUAUUUACCCUUUGUUGGCAAAUGACAGAGGUCAAACGUUUCAUGUAAGUCUUCACAAGGUUUUCACGCGCUGUUGCUAGGUAUUUUGGCCCCAUUCCUCCAUGCAUAGCUCCACUCGAGCAGUGAUGUUUUGGGGCUGUCGCUGGGCAACACAAGACUUUCAACUCCCUCCAAAGAUUUUCUAUGGCGUUGAAACCUGGACACUGGCUAGGCCUUGAAAUGCUUCUUACGAAGCCACUGCUUCCUUGCCCGGCCGGUUGGGAUGUUUGGGAUCAUUGUCAUGCUGAAAGACCCAGCCACGUUUCAUCUUCAAUGCCCUUGCUGAUGGAAGGAGGUUUUCACUCAAAAUCUCACGAUACAUGGCCCCAUUCAUUCUUUCCUUUACACUGAUCAGUCGUCCUGGUCCCUCUGCAGAAAAAGCAGCCCCAAAGCAUGAUGUUUCUACCCCCAUGCUUCACAGUAGGUGUGGCGUUCUUUGGAUACAACUCGGCAUUCUUUCUCCUCCUAACACAAGUUUUUACCAAAAAAGUUUAUAUUUUGGUUUCAUAUGACAUUCUCCCAACCCUCUUCUGGAUCAUCCAAAUGCUCUCUGGCAAGCUUCAGACGGGCCUGGACGUGUACUGGCUUAAGCAGGGGAACAUGUCUGGCACUGCAGGAUUUGAGUCCCCUGGCGGCGUCGUGUCUGUUACUCUGGUCCCAGCUCUCUGCAGGUCAUUCACUAGGUCCCCCCAGAACCAUUCUUGAGAUAAUUUUGACGCCAUGGGGUGAGAUCUUGCGUGGAGCCACAGAUGGAGGGAGAUUAUCAAUGGUCUUGUAUGUCUUCCAUUUUCUAAUAAUUGUUCCCGCAGUUGAUUUCUUCACACCAAGCUGCUUACCUAUUGCAGAUUCAGUCUACCCAGCCUGGCGCAAGUCUACAAUUUUGUUUCUGGUGUCCUUUGACAGAUCUUUGGUCUUGACCAUAGUGGAGUUUGGCGUGUGAUUGUUUGAGAUUGUGGACAGGUGCCUCUCAUCUUUUUUUUUUUUUUAGUGGGAGAACUUGCACGAUGGGUGGCUGACUAAAUACUUUUUUGCCCCACUGUGUAGGAAUACUGCAUACUGUGUAAAAGCUUGUGCCGUGUCACAGAAACAUAUAUGCAUAUGUAAUGCAUAUAGUUGUGCUAAAAAAUAUUGGCACCCCCGGGGUGCCAUUAUUUCUAGCCAUGACUGUAUAAAGAGACACUCCACCCCCCCCCCCCCCCCCCCCCCCCCCCUCAACUGUCUGACCCCAUGAGCAUGACUGUUAUAUUUUAUUCAUGACUCUUUUUGUAUCGGCAAGGGAGGAUGCUGGAGCAAGUAAAUUAUGGAUUUAUGGGAUGCGCAAACAUACCAGUCUACGGUUCAAAUUCAGUUGGGUGCUCCUGUAUGUCGAAAUCCUCCUCCUCAUAUUCCAACAUGUUGCUCGCCGUUGCAUAUAGAUUGUAGCGUGCCAUGUUUGGCAAUUGCAACGUCGCUUCCGGGAGCCUUCGCGGUGGCUAGAGUAACUACAGCUUUGCGUAUGUUCGGGGAGCGCUCAAUCCGUGUCAUAAAAACCUAGUUUUUAGCUAAACUAGAGUUGACAACUUGCUGAGGCCAUUGGGAUGCUAACAGUUAGCAUUGAUAGUCAUAUUUUAGGACUUGAGAAAUGGUUACUUGAACACAAAUGGUGGAGCAACACAUGUAGACAGAUAUUAACAGGCAUAUAUUCUUUAUUCUCUACGAUAAAAAUACUAAUGAUAGAGCAUCUCACUGAGUCAUUUAAAGUAGAAGUACUAUUAUGAGUUUGUCUGGAUGACUAUUAUGCUGCCUCCUUGUGGCACACCACAAGGAGCAGCACAAUGAAAUGAAAUGCAGCAUUAAGUCAUGAUGCACAGUUUAAUUCUUUAUUUUCCUAUUUAUUACACUGUUUAUAUACAGUACAAUCUGAUAGAUUGCUAUUUUUAUUAUGAAAAAAAAAUAAAUAAAAAUGGGGGAUUUUUUUGGGCAGGAGGCUGGAACUGAUUUAAUGGCAUAUCCAUUAAUUUCAAUGAUUUGAGCGUGGUCACAGAAUGAUUUCAACUUGUAUCUCAAGGCACCGCUGACCAUUAUAUAUAUAUGUGUGUGUGUGUGAUUUAGUUCUUGUUCACUCAAGAGACCGUCAUUUAUAUUUCUGUACACUAGUGGGCAGCAUAGUCAUUUUACAGCCGUCUUGUCAAGGGCUGGUUGCUCAUCUAUUUGGAAGUGUCCUUUUCCACAAUAUACAACUGUAUUGGAUUGGUGAAUUUGGAAAAAGAGAGAAAAUACAGCUGUACGUUUUAUUCACUGUACUAGUAUUCAGGGUUGCACAGCGUCGAAUCUUUCUACAUUUUUGCUCUGUUCCAAAUAUUGUCAUCAAUUGAACAUUAUUUAAUAUUUUAAAACAAAUUUUAGAUGUUUGUCGUUGCUAGAAUUAUUAAACCUAUCAUGUUAUAAUGGAUUUCAAACAUCCCAACUGUUAAAACAUGGACAAAUCCAUCCAUCCAUCCAUCCAUCCAUCCAUCCAUCCAUUUUCUGAGCCGCUUCUCCUCACUAGGGUCGCGGCCGUGCUGGAGCCUAUCCCAGCUAUCAUCGGGCAGGGGGCGGGGGUACACCCUGAACUGGUUGCCAGCCAAUCGCAGACAUGUACAAAUGUGAAUACAAUUUUAAAUGAAGCCAAAUGCUAUCUUUUUUGAAAGAGGAUAGCUAUUAGCAGCGGGAAAAUGUAUGCGUACACGACCGACUAAAGGAAGUCAGCGUUUUUUAAUGCACUGGUCUUCCAGUGCAAUACAGUAUGGUAGAUCUGAAUCCCAUGAAGGAGCUUUUAAGUAAGCUCGAACUGAAAACAACAGAGAAAUAUAAGAUUUGACCGUUGCCCAAUGAAAAAAAAUGUAAGACUUGACCUUUAACCUGCAUUUUAUGUGAUACCAUCUAUAAACAGUUGGGCUUCCCUGGAGCCAUUAAUGUUACAAAGGUUGGUCUGUUAUGAUCAAAGUUUUGUCAAUGUUCUGAAGAGUCGAGCUCUUCAUACGUAAAAAAACGAUUCUGUAAAGUGUGUAUAUGUGUAUUUUUUUUAUUUUAUUUAUUUCUCUCUAAAAAUGGUUGGUCUCUUAUGUUGAAAGGAUUAAAAAAAAAGUGACUGCAGAA
This is a messenger RNA of Phycodurus eques (leafy seadragon), 10323 nucleotides long. It is a transcript of the gene preb, whose product is annotated as prolactin regulatory element binding. Gene Ontology annotation, molecular function: GTPase activator activity; guanyl-nucleotide exchange factor activity; protein binding. The coding region runs from base 178 to 1473 and encodes 431 amino acids. Gene Ontology annotation, cellular component: endoplasmic reticulum membrane. The transcript is spliced from 10 exons. Gene Ontology annotation, biological process: protein secretion. The record is from RefSeq and is a predicted model, not a curated record. NCBI's taxonomy places the organism in Eukaryota, Metazoa, Chordata, Actinopteri, Syngnathiformes, Syngnathidae.